CUCAUCCUUGGACACAGACAACGAAGCUCCCUGCCUCCCUCGCCUCGCCGCCUUCUCUCCUCCCUCCUGCCUUGUCUCCGCAACUGCCAGGCUUCAUCCACGAUAAUCAUAGACAUAGGCCCUCGCAACCCGUGAAGUCAUGGUAAUCUCCGUCUCCACUCCCCGGCGCUCCCGCGACGCAAUUCUAGGCGGUGUGCUGGGAGGUGCCGGUCGCCAGCUUUACCAGCCGCUCCACUGUGCCCUCUACGAUGGUUCGGCCAGGGGCGGCGGCCAAUCCGUGCAUGGCCUCGCUGCUGCUCUCUCAGUGGAUGCCGGCGAUGUCGUCCGCGUCUCCACUGAGGUGGCGGCGAAGAACGUGCUCAUCCUGAUGAGCGACACCGGCGGCGGCCACCGCGCCUCCGCAGAGGCCCUCCGGGACGCCUUCCGCAUUGAGUUCGGCGACGCCUACCAGGUGUUCGUGAGGGAUUUGGGGAAGGAGUACGGGGGCUGGCCGCUGAACGAUAUGGAGCGAUCGUACAAGUUCAUGAUUCGCCACGUGCGCCUCUGGAAGGUGGCCUUCCACGGCACCUCCCCGCCAUGGGUGCACGGCAUUUACCUCACCGUGCUCGCCUACUUCUACGCAAACAAGGUGGUGGCUGGGAUCAUGAAGUACAAGCCGGACAUUAUCAUCAGCGUUCACCCGCUGAUGCAGCAUAUACCGCUGUGUGUUCUCAAGUGGCAGAGCCUGCAGCGCAGGGUACCCUUCAUCACCGUCGUCACCGACCUCAACACCUGCCACCCGACAUGGUUCCACCACGGUGUGACAAGGUGUUACUGCCCCUCCGCUGAGGUUGCAAACAGGGCCCUGCUCCGGGGCCUCCAAACCUCCCAAGUUCGCGUCUUCGGGCUGCCGAUCAGGCCCUCCUUUUGCCGUGCCGAGCUCGAGAAGGAUGAGAUCAGGAAAGAACUUGAGUUAGAUCCUAAACUGCCUGCCGUUCUACUGAUGGGAGGCGGCGAGGGUAUGGGUCCGGUGGAGGAGACAGCAAGGGCCCUUGGGGAGGAGCUUUACGAUUACGAGAGACGGCGCCCAAUUGGGCAGAUUGUGGUCAUAUGCGGCAGGAAUCAGGUUCUGCGGUCCGCCCUGGAGUCCAUGAGAUGGAAGGUCCCUGUCAAGAUAAGGGGGUUCGAAAAACAGAUGGAAAAGUGGAUGGGAGCCUGCGAUUGCAUCAUCACAAAGGCUGGUCCUGGCACAAUCGCAGAAGCGUUGAUAAGGGGACUUCCAAUUAUCCUGAACGAUUUCAUCCCUGGACAGGAAGUUGGAAAUGUGCCUUAUGUCGUGGACAAUGGUGCUGGUGUGUUUUUCAAGGACCCAAGGAAGGCUGCAAAUCAGGUUGCCCGAUGGUUCAGCGUAGAUAUGGAUGGGCUCAAGAGAUACUCCUGUAAUGCACUGAAACUAGCUCAACCUGAAGCCGUGUUUGACAUUAUCAAGGACAUCCACAAGCUCCAGCAACAAUACGCUGCAGUUACCCGGAUCCCCUACUUCUUGACCUCACCGUUUUCAUAUCGUAUGUGAAUUCAAGAAUACUAUUACAGUUACAUAUAUUCUCCAUGCUGGAUAUACCUUGCAACUUCGAUCUGCCUGCUGAAGAAGAACCUGUAUAAAUAGGGUUGGACAUUCCUCCCUUGGAGUAGAUCUUUUGUUCAUAUAUGUCAAUUAAGAGGGAAUUUGAGCUGCCAGAGGCUUGUAAUCUUCUGAUUAAAUGGUAAAGCUUGGGAGAGAAUUUAGUACAAGGCAUUUGUUCUUUGUGUAAGCCCAGCAUAGAACUGCCAGCAAGAGCAUAUAGCUAAUUGAUCCUGUAACUAUUAUUUCGAAAGAAGUUAUAUGUUGUAAGAGUGUGAUAGUACUAUCCAUCAAGCAUGAUAUCAGGCUGAUUUCUACUUUCCAUGCAAGUAAAGAAAAUGCAUGCACUUGUCAACGUUAUUGCAA
Molecule: messenger RNA, 1966 nt
Organism: Panicum hallii
Lineage: Eukaryota; Viridiplantae; Streptophyta; Magnoliopsida; Poales; Poaceae
Product: probable monogalactosyldiacylglycerol synthase 2, chloroplastic
Exons: 8
Coding region: 140-1552 (470 amino acids)
Biological process (GO): glycolipid biosynthetic process
Molecular function (GO): hexosyltransferase activity
Source: RefSeq, a predicted model, not a curated record